Molecule: messenger RNA, 823 nt
Organism: Perognathus longimembris pacificus (Pacific pocket mouse)
Lineage: Eukaryota; Metazoa; Chordata; Mammalia; Rodentia; Heteromyidae
Gene: Acp1
Product: acid phosphatase 1
Exons: 6
Coding region: 127-573 (148 amino acids)
Biological process (GO): protein dephosphorylation
Cellular component (GO): cytoplasm
Molecular function (GO): non-membrane spanning protein tyrosine phosphatase activity; acid phosphatase activity
Source: RefSeq, a predicted model, not a curated record
CCCGCCUACCGAGCGGCGCCUACUCAGGGAAGCCAAGUGCGUUGGCGCGCGGGAUAUUCGCAGUGCGCAUGCGCUGCCUGAAGACGCGCCGACGUGGUCUUUAGGCGCCAGCGACCACCCAGGAAGAUGGCGGAACAGAGCCCCAAAUCCGUACUAUUCGUGUGUCUAGGUAACAUUUGCCGGUCACCCAUCGCAGAAGCAGUUUUCAGAAAACUUGUAGCUGACCAAAAUGUUUCGGAUAAUUGGAGGAUAGACAGUGCGGCCACAUCCACGUAUGAAGUGGGAAAUCCCCCUGACUAUCGAGGGCAGAGCUGCAUGAGGAAGCAUGGCAUCCCCAUGAGUCACAUUGCCCGACAGGUCACCAAAGAAGACUUUGCUACAUUCGACUACAUGCUGUGUAUGGAUGAAAGCAAUCUGAGAGAUUUGAAUAGAAAAAGUAAUCAAGUUAAAAACUGCAAAGCUAAAAUUGAACUACUUGGGAGCUAUGAUCCACAAAAACAACUCAUUAUUGAAGAUCCCUAUUAUUUUAUAAUGAGAGAGCUGGAUUCCUUGAAAGAUUCCUCUCCACCUUGAAGCCAUGGCUGCUCCUGCAGAUGUCAGCCCACUCCUGGAUACAUGCGUACACUAACAACACUAGUGCUUGUGUGGUGUCUGGAUUAUUAAAACCCAGCAAUCAGGGACCAGACAAUUACUGUGUUUGUUCAUUUGUUUUUGUAAAGUUUCUUACUAAGAUGACUUCAGACAUCCUUUAUUUUGUAUAAACAACUUUACAGACUUAAAAAAGGCAUAAUUAAAGGAGUGUUUUGGUGUGUUGAUUUAUUAA